Molecule: messenger RNA, 1029 nt
Organism: Cuscuta campestris
Lineage: Eukaryota; Viridiplantae; Streptophyta; Magnoliopsida; Solanales; Convolvulaceae
Source: the annotation of a GenBank genome assembly
AUUAACAUCAUAAUUUCAUUCCUUUAGCCUAUUUUACACAUUUCAUCAAUCUUUUCUUCAAAAUCGCCUCAACAAUGGAUGGAGGGAAGAAGACCAAGGCGUCAAAGAAGAAAGGUCCGGCCGAGGCUACGAGCUCUGCGCCUCAACCCUUUCCGUACCUUGACAGAUCUUUCCUUGAGUUUGGCUCGGAGGAAGAACUCAAUCGUUUCAUCACCCACUUCGCCAAAUGCCCCAUCUCUCCGCCAAGGGUGCUGCCAGAGUUGUUUCCCCAACAAAAAGGAUACCACGACCUCGACAAUCAACUCCAAGAGUCGAGUUUGUGGCCCUUUGUCUCCAAGAGGCGCGCCUCCUACAAUCCCGCCUUUGUCCGGGCCUUCUACUCCAAUCUACGCCGGGACGGCGAUACCAUCUACAUUAACAUCAAUCUCUACAACAUAGAGAUUGAUUUGCCUACCUUUGCUCGUGUCGCAGGGCUGCCCAUCUGCGGUGACGACAUCGCGACGUACGGUGGCGACGACUGGAUCCUCAACAACGAGGCGGUGGUCAUCCGAGAGCUUGGGAUCACCAAUCUCAUUCGCCACAGCGGCGCGCAGACGAUUCACUCGGCCCCGCCGGACAAGCGCCUCCUCCUCUACAUCAUCACCCGGAUUCUACGCCCCCGGGACUGCAGCCAUACCUCGCUCUUCAACGAAGAUUUGAAGGCAAUUCACGCCAUCACCCACGGUGCCUCCAUCAACUGGGCGAAAUUUGUCAUGAUUCACAUGCCAGAUUGCGCCUCCAUCGCCACCGAGCGGAGCUUGCCGUACGCCUUCCUCAUCAUGGACAUCAUCGUCGCCUCCGACAUCCACAUCGCCGGACUGGAUACGAAAAUGACGAAGAUUUGGGUCAUUCAAGACAGCACCUUCUAGAAGAAGUCUAGAGACAGAGACGACGCCGGACCGAGUCGUGCUCGUGCCCCAGCCCCCGCUCCCGCCCGGGCCUCUUUCCAGUCCAUAGCCGAAACCCUGAAUCGGCUAACCCUCACGGUGG